AUGUCUCAUGCAACCAAAAAUGACUCUGAUCCAAAGAGUUCGGCACACAUUUCGAGCUCUGAAGGUGCCUCGUCGAGUUUUGCACACGUUGCAAAUACCAAAGCUGCUUGUGUGCCCUGGUCAAAACUGCCCGUCGAUUGCCGUAAGGACAUUGUGACGAUCAGAUUCGAAAAGUCAAAACAAGGGUUUCACAUUCACAAAGGUGUCUUGAGCUUCUGGUCCGACUACUAUCGUGGCAUGUUGAACGGCUCGUUCAGAGAAGCAAAGGAAAAAACGCUCACCUCUGACGAAGACCCAUACAUUUUCACCAUAUUCGAAUCGUUCUGCUAUACCAACCAACUCACUGAUGGAGCUGUGACCAAAGGCACCGAUCUCCUAUUCACCACUUUGGUACGUCUCUGGAUCUUCGGCGAUAGAGUCAUCGCUCCAGCUCUCCAGAACAUGGCCAUGACUGCUUUGAUGGAAAAGAGUGUUACAGGCAACGUGGUCCCGAUCGAGAGGGUCAUGUAUGUUUAUGAAAACACGAUGCCCAGAUCACCUCUGAGACGAUGGUUCAUCGACAGGAUCGCACACACGACUUGCGUCCAGUCAUGGCUUUCGGAACAUGAACCGUGGUGGAAUGAAGAAAUUCUCAAGGACCUUCUUGUCGUCUCAUCUGGACUCAACGACUUGGAUCGCGAGCAAAACAAGCUGCCUGCAUACCGCAUGGGGUGCUAUUAUCACGUUCAUAAUGAGGGUAAAAGUUGUGAUCAAGGGCAACUGUCAGAGACUUGCGUUUUGAGAGCUUGGAUAGAGUCAUGA
Molecule: messenger RNA, 801 nt
Organism: Aureobasidium pullulans EXF-150
Lineage: Eukaryota; Fungi; Ascomycota; Dothideomycetes; Dothideales; Saccotheciaceae
Exons: 2
Coding region: 1-801 (266 amino acids)
Molecular function (GO): protein binding
Source: RefSeq, a predicted model, not a curated record